Drosophila takahashii is the source of this 10467-nucleotide messenger RNA. Lineage: Eukaryota; Metazoa; Arthropoda; Insecta; Diptera; Drosophilidae. The record is from RefSeq and is a predicted model, not a curated record.
UCGCGUUUGUACAGGCUCGCUUCUUCGUCAUGCUGCGAAUUUGUUCGAAAAUUAAGUGAAAUACAGCGCAUUAAAAGUGAAAAGUAUGUGCAGCCUGUGCAGGGCAAAACUGGCGAUCAGCCGCGUGUGAUUGUGGCCGCCGCAGCAGCGUUUUGGCAGCGCCCCAAGCAAAAGAAAAAGAUAGAAAAAAGAACGCCAGGCGCAGACAGACAAGACUUGCAUACACUACUACUCUUGAAUCGUUUUCAUUUCGUUCCGUUCGUAUACCGAGUUUGCUGCCCUGUCCCUGUCUUCUCACGCGAGUUCGUUUUUAGUAUAUAUAGCCAGUCUGUGGACGGUCGUCAAUGCGUGAAUAUUCUUCUAUGUCUAACAUAACCUCAAACUCGCCGCUGCAGUCGUCGUCAUCAUCAGCGUCAGCGUUGUUGUUGUUGUUGUUGGUGGUUACCGGUGCUCCAUCAGUAGCCGCCACAAAUCUGGGAAAAUCCGAUUCCGAUCCGGAAGAACUGGGAGCACAGCAGCAGCCGCCGAUGAGCAGCCAUGAAUGAGAAAAUAAAGUCGCCGCAAACGCAGCAGCAGCAGGGUGGCGCUCCUGCCCCCGCUGCCACGCCCCCAGCGGCUCCAGGUGGCGCCACACCGCCCACCUCGGGCCCGCCCACGCCCAAUAACAACAGCAACAACGGCAGUGAUCCCAGCAUCCAGCAGCAGCAGCAACAACAAAAUGUUGCCCCACAUCCAUACGGCGGACCACCGCCACCCGGAUCCGCACCUGGAGGACCACCAGGACCGGAUCCCGCUGCAGUCAUGCACUAUCACCAUCUGCACCAGCAGCAGCCUCCGCCACCGCCCCACAUGCAGCAGCAGCAGCAGCAACAGCAGCAGCAGCACCACGGCGGACCUGCACCACCGCCGCCCGGAGGAGCACCUGAGCAUGCGCCCGGCGUCAAGGAGGAGUACGCCCACCUGCCGCCGCCGCAUCCUCACCCGGCGUACGGUCGCUACCACGCCGAUCCCAACAUGGAUCCCUAUCGCUAUGGCCAGCCGCUGCCCGGUGGAAAGCCACAGCAGCAGCAGCAACAGCCACAUCCUCAACAGCAACCGCCGCAGCAGCCGGGGCCCGGUGGCUCGCCCAAUCGUCCGCCGCAGCAGCGUUACAUCCCGGGACAGCCGCCGCAGGGACCCACGCCCACGCUGAACUCGCUGCUGCAGUCCUCGAAUCCGCCGCCACCGCCGCAGCACCGCUAUGCCAACACCUACGAUCCCCAACAGGCGGCCGCUUCGGCGGCAGCGGCGGCGGCAGCAGCCCAGCAGCAAGGAGGCGGACCACCGCCCCCGGGACACGGACCGCCGCCUCCGCAGCACCAGCCAUCGCCGUACGGGGCGCAACAAGGCGGCUGGGCACCGCCACCGCGGCCCUACAGUCCGCAGCUGGGACCAUCGCAGCAGUACAGGACACCACCACCGACAAACACUUCCAGGGGUCAGUCACCCUAUCCGCCAGCUCACGGUCAAAAUUCAGGUUCCUAUCCUAGUUCGCCGCAGCAGCAGCAGCAACAACAACAACAACAGCAGCAGCAGCAACAGCAGGCGGGACAGCAGCCCGGCGGUCCUGUGCCGGGCGGACCACCGCCGGGUGCCGGACAGCAGCCGCCGCAGCAAAACACACCGCCAACAUCUCAAUAUUCGCCGUACCCGCAACGCUAUCCCACACCGCCGGGUCUGCCGGCGAGCGGACCCAACCAUCGAACUGCCUACUCGACGCACCAGUAUCCCGAACCGAAUCGACCUUGGCCAGGAGGGUCCUCGCCAAGCCCCGGUCCCGGACAUCCCUUGCCGCCCGCCUCCCCGCACCAUGUGCCACCGCUGCAGCAACAGCCGCCACCGCCGCCACACGUCACCGCCGGCGGACCGCCGCCGAGCAGCAGUCCUGGCCAUGCGCCCAGUCCAUCGCCUCAGCCCUCGCAGGCGUCGCCCUCGCCGCAUCAGGAGCUAAUUGGACAGAACAGCAACGACAGCUCCAGCGGCGGGGCGCACAGUGGCAUGGGCUCCGGUCCGCCUGGAACCCCCAAUCCCCAACAGGUGAUGCGACCCACACCCUCGCCCACCGGCUCCUCCGGUUCGCGUUCCAUGUCCCCGGCAGUCGCUCAAAACCAUCCAAUUUCGCGUCCCGCGAGCAACCAGUCGAGCAGCGGCGGACCUAUGCAACAGCCGCCUGUUGGAGCGGGUGGCCCACCGCCGAUGCCGCCGCAUCCGGGAAUGCCGGGAGGUCCGCCCCAGCAGCAGCAGCAGCAAUCUCAGCAGCAACAAGCAUCGAAUUCGGCCUCGUCGGCGAGCAAUUCGCCGCAGCAGACACCGCCACCGGCACCGCCGCCAAAUCAGGGUAUCAACAACAUGGCCACGCCCCCACCACCACCGCAGGGGGCGGCGGGAGGUGGAUACCCGAUGCCUCCACACAUGCACGGCGGCUACAAGAUGGGCGGACCGGGCCAGAGUCCUGGUGCCCAGGGAUAUCCGCCGCAGCAGCCACAGCAAUAUCCACCAGGCAACUACCCGCCGCGCCCGCAGUAUCCGCCUGGCGCCUAUGCCACCGGACCACCGCCGCCGCCCACAAGCCAAGCAGGAGCCGGUGGUGCCAACAGCAUGCCCUCGGGGGCCCAGGCAGGCGGCUAUCCGGGUCGAGCCAUGCCGAACCACACUGGCCAAUAUCCGCCGUAUCAGUGGGUUCCGCCUUCGCCGCAGCAAGCCGGACCGGGCGGAGCUCCCGGCGGUGCGAUGGUGGGCAAUCAUGUGCAGGGCAAGGGCACACCGCCACCACCGGUAGUGGGCGGACCACCUCCGCCUCAGGGUGGCAGUGGAUCGCCGCGACCCUUGAACUAUCUGAAGCAGCAUUUACAGCACAAGGGUGGCUACGGAGGAAGUCCGACACCGCCGCAGGGGCCACAGGGCUACGGCAAUGGGCCGACCGGAAUGCAUCCCGGCAUGCCGAUGGGGCCACCCCACCACAUGGGACCUCCGCACGGACCCACCAAUAUGGGUCCGCCCACUAGCACACCGCCGCAGUCGCAGAUGCUCCAGGGCGGCCAGCCGCAGGGGCAGCAGGGACAGGUCGUCGGCGGCGUGGGACCACCGGAAAGUGGUGGGCCCGAGCAUAUAUCGCAGGACAACGGGAUCAGCUCCUCGGGACCAACGGGUGCCGGUGGAAUGCAUGCGGUCACUGCUGUGGUCACCACCGGACCGGAUGGAACGCCCAUGGACGAAGUCAGUCAGCAGAGCACGCUCUCGAAUGCAUCAGCGGCAUCUGGCGAAGACCCACAAUGCACCACACCAAAGUCGCGCAAGAAUGAUCCCUAUAGCCAAAGUCACUUAGCCCCGCCGAGCACGUCGCCCCAUCCGGUUGUGAUGCACCCAGGCGGCGGUGGCCCCGGCGAGGAGUACGAAAUGAGUUCGCCACCCAAUUGGCCACGCCCGGCUGGUAGCCCGCAGGUGUUCAACCAUGUUCCGGUGCCGCAGGAACCAUUCCGCAGCACCAUCACCACGACCAAGAAGUCGGACUCGCUGUGCAAGCUGUACGAGAUGGACGAUAACCCGGACCGACGCGGCUGGCUGGACAAGCUGCGGGCGUUCAUGGAGGAGCGGCGCACUCCGAUCACCGCCUGCCCCACCAUCUCAAAACAGCCACUCGAUUUAUAUAGGUUAUAUAUUUAUGUAAAAGAACGUGGCGGAUUCGUCGAGGUGACCAAGAGCAAGACCUGGAAGGACAUUGCCGGACUUUUGGGCAUCGGGGCGAGUAGCAGUGCGGCAUACACGCUGCGAAAGCACUACACCAAGAACCUACUGACCUUCGAGUGCCACUUUGACCGCGGUGACAUCGAUCCCCUGCCGAUAAUCCAACAAGUGGAGGCGGGCAGCAAGAAGAAGACGGCCAAGGCGGCGUCGGUUCCUUCGCCAGGCUCCUCGAACUCUCAGGACUCGUUCCCGGCCCCGCCUGGCUCCGCUCCAAACGCGGCGAUCGACGGCUAUCCCGGCUAUCCGGGUGGCAGUCCAUAUCCGGGAGCCAGCGGGCCGCAGCCGGAUUAUGCGGCCGCUGGCCAAAUGCAGCGUCCGCCAUCCCAGAACAACCCGCAGACUCCUCAUCCCGGCGCCGCCGCCGCUGUUGCCGCCGGCGAUAAUAUAAGCGUGAGCAAUCCCUUCGAGGAUCCUGGUCCUGGCCCAGGUCCAGGUGCUGGUCCCGGUGCUGCUGGAGCUGGAGCUGUUGCUGCUGUGGGCGGUGGUCCGCAACCACAUCCACCGCCCCCACAUUCACCGCACACCGCAGCCCAACAGGCGGCCGGCCAACAGCAGCAGCAGCAGCAUCCUCAGCAUCAGCAUCCUGGGCUGCCGGGGCCACCGCCGCCACAGCAGCAACAGCAGCAGGGGCAGCAGCCACCACCGCCACCAGUGGGCGGUGGACCACCACCACCAGCACCACAGCAGCAUGGGCCAGGUGGCCAGGUGCCGCCGUCGCCUCAGCAGCAUGUGCGCCCAGCCGCCGGAGCACCUUAUCCGCCGGGUGGCUCCGGCUACCCAACGCCUGUGUCUAGAACGCCAGGCUCACCUUAUCCAUCACAGCCCGGGGCAUACGGGCAGUACGGCUCGAGCGAUCAGUACAACGCCACGGGGCCACCCGGCCAGCCAUUCGGACAGGGUCCAGGACAAUAUCCGCCGCAGAACCGAAACAUGUACCCUCCCUACGGACCGGAGGGGGAAGCUCCUCCAACCGGUGCCAAUCAGUACGGUCCCUACGGCAGCCGACCUUACAGCCAACCUCCGCCAGGUGGUCCUCAGCCGCCGGCGCAGACGGUUGCAGGUGGACCCCCGGCAGGCGGAGCUCCAGGAGCACCGCCCAGUAGCGCCUAUCCCACGGGCAGGCCCACUCAGCAGGACUACUAUCAACCACCACCAGAUCAAAGUCCACAGCCACGAAGGCAUCCCGAUUUCAUCAAAGACUCGCAGCCCUAUCCAGGCUACAAUGCUAGGCCUCAACUUUAUGGUGCUUGGCAAGGCGGUACACAGCAAUAUCGGCCACAAUACCCCAAUUCGCCUGCUCCGCAAAGCUGGGGAGGUGCUCCGCCACGCGGUGCGGCGCCUCCGCCAGGCGCACCACAUGGACCGCCCAUCCAGCAGCCGGCUGGAGUGGCCCAGUGGGAUCAGCACCGGUACCCGCCGCAGCAGGGUCCUCCGCCGCCACCCCAGCAGCAGCAGCAGCCGCAACAGCAACAGCAGCAGCCGCCGUAUCAGCAGGUGGCCGGUCCGCCGGGACAGCAGCCGCCUCAGGCGCCGCCACAGUGGGCACAGAUGAACGCCGGCGGACAAGCGGCGCAGCCAGGCGGCAUAGCGCCACCCGGCUCACCAUUGCGUCCGCCCUCCGGACCAGGUCAGCAACAAAGAAUGCCCGGAAUGCCGCCACAGCAGCAGCAAUCGCAACAACCGGGCGGUGUUCAACAGGCACCGCCGCAACAGGCCUCCCAUGGCGGCGUUCCAUCACCCGGAUUGCCGCAAGUGGGACCCGGAGGAAUGGUUAAGCCACCGUACGCCAUGGCACCGCCACCAUCGCAGGGCGUCGUGGGUCAGCAAGUGGGCCAGGUGCCUCCCAGCGGCAUGAUGCAGGCACAGAAGCAACCACCGAUGCCGGGCCAGGUGCAGAUGCAGCAACAGCCACUGCAGCAGCAGCCUCCACCGCAUCAUCCUCAUCAGCAUCCACAGCACCCGCAUCCGCACCAGAUGCCGCCCAAUCAGACUGCACCAGGCGGCGGUGGAUACGGACCGCCUGGAAUGCCCGGCGGCGGAGCCCAGCUGGUGAAGAAGGAGUUGAUCUUUCCGCACGACAGCGUGGAGUCCACCACACCGGUUUUGUACCGGAGAAAGCGGCUCACCAAGGCAGACGUGUGCCCGGUGGAUCCAUGGCGGAUAUUUAUGGCCAUGCGAUCGGGUCUGCUGACCGAAUGCACCUGGGCGCUAGAUGUUCUCAACGUACUAUUGUUCGACGACUCGACGGUGCAGUUCUUUGGCAUCUCGAACCUGCCCGGCCUGCUGACCCUGCUGCUUGAGCACUUUCAGAAGAAUCUCGCCGAGAUGUUUGACGAACGGGAGAACGAGAACGAGCAGGCGGAGGAGGCGGCGGCAGCGGAUGACGAUGCGGACAGCGGCACUGUGAUGUGUGAGAAGCUGCGACAGCGGCAGUCGCGGUGUGUGCGCAGCAUUAGCAGUUACAACCGCAAGCGGCACUACGAGAACAUGGAUCGCAGUGGAAAGGGCAGUCACGGCAAUCAAGGCAGUGACUCCGAGGACGCCGACGAGGGCAUCGAUUUGGGACAGGUGCGAGUGCAGCCCAAUCCCGAGGAGCGCUCGCUGCUGCUCUCCUUUACGCCCAACUACACGAUGGUCACGCGCAAGGGUGUGCCGGUGCGCAUCCAGGCCGCCGAUCACGACAUCUUCGUGGACGAGCGCCAGAAGGCCUGGGACAUAGACACCAACCGGCUGUACGAACAGCUGGAGCCCGUGGGCAGCGAUGCCUGGACGUAUGGGUUCACCGAACCGGAUCCCCUCGACGGCAUCAUCGACGUCUUCAAGUCUGAGAUUGUAAACAUUCCAUUUGCACGCUACGUCCGCUCUGAAAAGAGGGGAAAAACGCGGACGGAAGUGGCGGCGAGCACGGCCAGAAAGGCGGAAAUCAAGCAGGAGGAAGAGGCAUUCAACAAGAAGAGGCGACUGAUCAGCAGCAGCAGCAGUGGACCUCCAGCUGAGGGCAAGAAGUCCAAGCUCGAAGAGUUUGCCCAGCCAAGCGUCGAAGUGAAGAAGGAGCCUGGAACGACCGACAGCGAUUGUCGCCCCGUUGACAUGGACAUUGAGGCGCCCCAGCAGCGUUUGACUAAUGGCGUGGCGGCACCCUGCUCCUCCGACGUCUUUGAUCCGCGGACGACAGCCAAAGACGUGGCGCAUGUGCUGCAGCGGCGGCGUGACUCCAGCUUCGAGGACGAGUGCUACACACGCGACGAGGCGUCCCUGCAUUUGGUCAACGAGAGUCAAGACUCGUUGGCCCGUCGCUGCAUCGCCCUUUCCAACAUCUUCCGCAACCUGACGUUCGUGCCCGGCAACGAAACGGUGCUGGCCAAGUCCACCAGAUUCCUGGCGGUGCUGGGGCGUCUGCUGCUGCUCAACCACGAGCACCUGCGUCGCACGCCGAAGACAAGGAACUAUGAUCGCGAGGAGGACACGGACUUUAGCGACUCGUGCAGCUCGCUGCAGGGGGAGCGAGAAUGGUGGUGGGACUACCUGAUCACCAUUCGCGAGAAUAUGCUGGUGGCCAUGGCCAACAUAGCCGGUCACUUGGAGCUGUCGCGCUACGAUGAGCUGAUAGCGCGCCCCCUGAUUGAUGGCCUGCUGCACUGGGCCGUCUGUCCGAGUGCCCAUGGCCAGGAUCCCUUCCCCUCGUGCGGACCCAACACUGCGCUCUCUCCGCAGCGCCUGGCGCUCGAGGCGCUCUGCAAGCUGUGCGUAACGGAUGCCAAUGUGGACCUUGUCAUAGCCACUCCACCAUUCUCGCGACUCGAGAAGCUGUGCGCCGUGCUCACGCGACAUUUGUGCCGCAACGAGGAUCAGGUGCUGCGCGAGUUCUCCGUGAAUCUGCUGCACUACCUGGCCGCCGCCGACAGCGCAAUGGCUCGCACUGUCGCUCUUCAGUCGCCGUGCAUCUCCUAUCUGGUUGCGUUCAUCGAACAGGCCGAGCAAACGGCGCUGGGCGUGGCGAAUCAGCACGGCAUCAAUUACCUACGCGAGAACCCCGACUCGAUGGGCACCAGCCUGGAUAUGCUGCGGCGAGCAGCGGGAACCCUGCUCCAUCUGGCCAAGCAUCCGGAUAACCGAUCGCUGUUCAUGCAACAGGAACAGCGGCUGCUCGGUUUGGUAAUGUCGCACAUUCUGGAUCAGCAAGUGGCUUUGAUUAUUUCCCGGGUACUCUACCAAGUGUCGCGCGGCACAGGACCCAUACACUCGGUGGAGUUCCGCCUGCUACAGCAGCGGCAGCAGCAACAGCUGCGUCCGGGAGCGGCGGAGAAGCAAGUUGCGGCAGUGAAGCCGGCGGAAUCCGCAGCGGCACCUGAAGCGAGUUCCACUGAAACGAAGCCUGCGUCGGCAGUGGUAAACGAUGAGAACAGCAACAGCAGCCAGCAGCUGCCGCCCGCAGCGACAUUCAACGACGUGAGCAACAGCAGCACCAACAGCAACAGCUGCGGCACGGCCAGCAGCAACCAGACGAACAACAGCACCACCAACAGCAGCCACAGCAGCAGUGCGAUUAGCAGCCAAUCCACGUUCACGGUGCCGGGAGCAACAGGAGCAACAUCUGCAAUAACCAGCGAUCAGCAGGUGAGCAAGGUGGCUGCAGCGGCGGCCGCAGCUGCGGCUCUAAGCAAUGCCAGUGCAGCGGCAGCAGCAGCAGCUGCAGCGGCGGCGGCAGCAGCGGCUUCCGUUGGCCCGCCCCCGUCGUCGUCGUCGAAUGUGUCCGCUGGAGCGGCGGUGGCUCAGCCAGCGGCACCGCCGCCAACCAAUGCAGGAACAACGACAGCCGUUGCGUAGUAUACGACAAUGAUGCCAGCGUCCUACUACUGGCCACGAACCCCCCGAGGGGCAGUGGACUAAACUGAUCCCUGAGUCAAAGUGGAGAAGGCAUGUAAAUUUACUUAAACGGCGCCAAGCUCCAAGGAUACGUAAACGGGAACCUAGGAGGAGCAGAGGAGCAGCGGAAUGGGUCACCUAUCCAUCACUGUAACAGUCAAUACAAUAACAACUGUAUAUUUUUUCACUCAAAUCUAAAAAUAGUAAAUAUGAUAACACUAAACCCUAAGCAUUAAGCAAUUGCAGCAGCAAAAUUACGAUAAUACAAAACGAAAACUGUUUAGGACAGCAAAACUGAUACUAUCCGAUCGGGGAUUAUUAUUGAGACGAACAUACAUUAAUGAUGUGGAAAAUAACGGAGGGAAGAGCAAAAUUCAAGCACACAGCAUACUUAUUGUAUUAAAUUUAAUAAAAAAAACGAAGGGACGCGAAAGGAGGAUUAACUAACACAUACAUAUGCAUACGCACGCUAUGGUUUAUCGUAUAUUAAAUAUAUAUAUAAAUAAAUGCAUAAAUUAACAUUAACUUACAUGAGAAUGAAUUGUGUAUGUGAAAGGGAUGAAUGCAUACACACGUACAUAUAGACAUUGAUAUAUAAAUAUAUAGAGAAUAGUUUUUAAAUUCUACCACUUACUAAAAUACCUACAUAUAACCGCAAUGUGCAGCAUUGGAACUCAUAAACUGAACAAACUGAACAGCAAAAAGAGAGCAUACGGAAAAUAUUGAGACCCAACCAACAUACGACCUAUUGUAUUGCAGUUUAAUGGAUUUUAUGUGGACUAGGGCACCGCAGACCGAUAGGAGAGGAUUAAAUAACUUGUACAUACUUAACUAUUAUGUAAAUUUCACUGUAUUUUUCUGUUUUUUACGCAAUGUUACAAGGCACAUGUAAGUGGCAGCACUGCAUUUCGUAUUAUGUUUAUGUGUAUGUUGUGUGGAUGGUCUGCAAAAAUUCCAAUUUCUUAGUUUUAAUCGCAUAACUCGGAGGCGAAACUCGGAAACGAAAUUAAGCGAAACAAGCAUACAAAUGAAGGCAAACAAACAAUUUAAAUUAAAAUCAAAUUAGGUGAUAUAAAUAUAUAAAUAUACAUAACAUAUGCAUACAUACUGAACAUAUAAAAAGAGAUGAUGAAAAAUUGAAAAAACCGAACACCCUAAUGCUGUAAUUUUAUGUUAACUGUAUUAUUUGCUGGAAGUGCUGCUGCUUCAUUUUAUUUUAUACCGUACUUACUUAAGGCGUAAAUGACAAGAUAAAUAAUUAGGUUUUUAUCUUAAUAUUAAUUUAAAAUAUUAAAUAAAUAAAACCAAGAAAACAACAAAACACAACCGUAAAAUGCUAUAAAACACAAAGCGAAGCAAAUCGAACUAAAGCUGUAGAGAAGCACGCAAAUACGACUAAUAACACACACCCACACCCAAAAAGCUUGGCGUUAGGAAACCAAUAAACAAACAAAAACAAAACCAUAUAUGGGUGGGUGCACCAAUUUGUAUACUAAACUUUCUCACAUAUAAUUAACGUGCUACGUAAGAGAUAACGAAAAUGAACUGUCUGUCUCUCCAGAUUCUAACUCUAGUAAUCCUCCUGUAUUUCGGGGCGAUUGCCUAGAUCCAGGGGAACUACAAGACAUUGAGGGAUUAUAGAAAAGUGCUGCUGUUGAUACGUGUAUUCGUGUAGUUGUUUGCAAACAAAUAUUAUAACUCAGCAUCUCGAUAUAUAACGUGUAGUUAUUAGUCUAUAAUUUGCUAGGAUGUAAAUGUAUGUCCCUCAAACUUAAUUUAAUUAUUUAAUUAAUAUACAUACAUAUAUGAUAUACAAUA